GCCGCCAUGUUCGUUCCUUCCGCAGCGCCCGGUGGCGGUGGCGCAGCCCGGGACCGGGACCGGCGGAAGGAGCGGCGGCAGUUCCCUUCCCGCGGGUAGGGAUCGGCCUCCUCAGCGCGCCCGGGAGCGGCGGCAGUUCCCUCCCCGCGGCCCGGAGCCGAGUCAGAUUUUUGGAAACUUGCAGAUCUGCUGUAGGCAACAAGUUUUACCACUGUAGUGAUUGAGGGCUGAGAAAUGUAAAUCCUCCAUAAACAGUCUAGGAAAACAGGAGGAUCCUUUCCCGUAACAAUGGCAACAAAAUCAUCACUGCUUAAAGUAAUACUGCUGGGAGAUGGUGGAGUUGGGAAGAGUUCCCUCAUGAACAGAUAUGUCACCAACAAGUUCGAUGCGCAGCUGUUUCAUACAAUAGGUGUGGAAUUCUUAAAUAAAGAGUUGGAAGUGGAUGGACAUUUUGUUACCAUGCAGAUAUGGGACACAGCAGGUCAGGAACGCUUUAGGAGCUUGCGGACUCCUUUCUAUAGAGGUUCUGACUGUUGCCUGCUAACCUUCAGUGUGGAUGACUCUCAAAGUUUCCAAAACUUAAGCAACUGGAAGAAAGAAUUCAUUUAUUAUGCAGAUGUGAAGGAGCCUGAAAAUUUUCCAUUUGUGAUACUGGGUAACAAAGUUGAUAUUGAUGAAAGGCAAGUAUCUACAGAAGAAGCCCAAGACUGGUGCAGGAAUAAUGGCAACUAUCCCUAUUUUGAAACCAGUGCAAAAGAUGCCACUAACGUUGCAGCAGCCUUUGAAGAAGCUGUUAGAAGAGUUCUAGCCUCUGAAGAUAGAUCAGAUCACUUUAUUCAAACAGAUACAGUAAACCUUCAUCGGAAACCGAAGCCCAGCUCAUCUUGUUGUUGACUUAAAUUUCUUUUGCCAAAUUACUGUUGACUAGCUUGCUCUGUAAAGGAAUGGGGAAGGUGUAGUAAAUAGAAUAACAAAUGGGUUUCACUCUAAUAUUAAAAUUGUAACAUUCUGCUGCUUUCAUGGGGGAGAAAAAGAAAAAUCUCCAUUCAUGAGUGACCCAUUAUUGAAUUAGUGAUGCUUUGUUUAGGAAGACAUCAAGGAAAAAAAUAAUAUAAGAAUAUAAUUUGCCAACUUUAUUCAUAUGAUAAGUACUUUGAAUAUAAUUAAAACUUGAAAGUUCUAGAAGCACUACUUUGAAGAAGCUGUUCUGGAAUUCAGGCACAAAGAUACUUUUAUAUGUGUAUAUUUUUAUGAAAUCGGCAUUCCACUUUUGUUUCAUUAGAUGUCAGUUUCUUAACAAUGCUAGAUAUUAAACUUCAGUCUCACUACA
Molecule: messenger RNA, 1330 nt
Organism: Camarhynchus parvulus
Lineage: Eukaryota; Metazoa; Chordata; Aves; Passeriformes; Thraupidae
Gene: RAB9A
Product: RAB9A, member RAS oncogene family
Exons: 3
Coding region: 289-894 (201 amino acids)
Biological process (GO): retrograde transport, endosome to Golgi; Rab protein signal transduction
Cellular component (GO): late endosome; lysosome; phagocytic vesicle
Molecular function (GO): GTPase activity; GTP binding
Source: RefSeq, a predicted model, not a curated record